This is a messenger RNA of Podospora anserina S mat+, 864 nucleotides long. RefSeq lists its product as uncharacterized. NCBI's taxonomy places the organism in Eukaryota, Fungi, Ascomycota, Sordariomycetes, Sordariales, Podosporaceae. Gene Ontology annotation, cellular component: cytoplasm. The record is from RefSeq and is a predicted model, not a curated record. The coding region runs from base 1 to 864 and encodes 287 amino acids. The transcript is spliced from 2 exons.
AUGACUCUCACCGUGUUAACCGACGACCAGAUCUCGGGGCUGGUCUCCAACUUGACCAAGGAAGAGCUCCAGAGGUUUAUGGGGGUUUUGAGAGGGGCGUUGCACGAGUAUUCAACCGCCACGACUGUCCCCUCUAAAGAAAAUGCUGCCGCCACCGCCGCCCCGGAGAUCCACCAGCCGGAGAGGACGUCGAUAAACAGCAAGGCCACCGGGGCCACGACGUUGUUCAUGCCGAGUUCUAGCUCUGUCGGGACGGGGAUGAAAGUCGUCACGUUGACCUCCCCUUCCGCCGAAGGGGAUGAAGACGCACGCCCAAAGGAAAACAUCAAACCCACCGGCGCGAUAACGUUGUUCUCACCUCACGGCACGCCCCUUGGAUUCCUCCACGCCUCUACUCUGACGGCCUUUCGCACCGCGUUGGCUUCCCUGCUGCUCAUCUCGAAGCGAGACCCCUCGUCCCAUUUGAAAACCAUUACCGUUUUUGGGACUGGUGCCCAGGCGUACUGGCAUAUCCGGCUCUCUUUGCUUUUGCUGGGGCAGCAUAUCCACCAGGUCAACAUUUUGUCCCGGUCGUUCUCGCCGCCGGUGUCCUCCCUCCUCAAGUCGUUUUUGACAUGUCCAAACAGGGAGAAGGAAGGCUGGGAAAACACCCAGUUUUCGGUUUUGACGCCGGCGCAUAAUGAGUAUGAGAGGUUGCUGAAGGAGCAAUUGCUGGAGUCAGAUGUGAUUAUCUGUUGUACUCCGAGCACAAAACCGCUGUGGGAUGGGGGGAUUCUGACCAGUCAUGAGGGGAGGCAGAAGGGGAGGUUGAUUGUGGCUAUUGGGAGUUAUAAGCCGGAUAUGCAGGAGAUUCCGCAGAGGUGA